This is a messenger RNA of Saccoglossus kowalevskii, 1086 nucleotides long. RefSeq names its product dual oxidase 2-like. Gene Ontology annotation, cellular component: plasma membrane; NADPH oxidase complex. Gene Ontology annotation, molecular function: heme binding; peroxidase activity; calcium ion binding. Lineage: Eukaryota; Metazoa; Hemichordata; Enteropneusta; Harrimaniidae. The record is from RefSeq and is a predicted model, not a curated record. Gene Ontology annotation, biological process: superoxide anion generation; defense response; response to oxidative stress.
GCAUUCAAUAUUGCUGUGAGUAAGGAGAAAUUAAACAGUGAUGAAGCUAAGGAAGUCUUAACCUGUGAAUUGACAAAAGCUGAAUUUGCUGAGGCGAUGUCAUUAAAAUCAAACUCACUAUUCGUGGAAAAGAUGUUUGAUUUAAUCGACAAAGAUCAAAAUGGUUAUGUGAACUUCCGAGAGUUCUUAGACAUGUUGGUGAUUUUCUCCAAAGGGUCUCCUGAAGACAGACUCAAACUCUUCUUUGAUAUGUAUGAUUUAGAUGGUAGUGGAAGAAUGACACGAGAGGAAUUCAAAAAGAUGAUCAAGUCAUUCCUUGAUAUUGUAAGUGCCUCUGUAGAGAUGGAGAAACUUGAUGAACUUGUUGACAGUAUGUUUGCUGAAGUCGGUUUCCAAAACAAGCAAGAUUUGACUUUUGAUGACUUUGAUCGUAUUAUGACAUCCUCAGGGCAUAAGGAUGAAUUGGCAGUAGCCAGUCUCAACUUUGCAGGCCCUGCAGCCAAUCUUGCAGUUGCUGAAGCUCAACAACAACAACAGCAACAAAUUGGACGUGGCAAAACUGUCAUCAAACGAGAGAAUGCUCCACAGAGAGCUAGGAAGACUAUUAUUCGUGCAUAUAGCCGUCCUGGAGAAGAAGAAAGGGCUCAGAAACAAAGAAAAUCUAACAAAUCUAUCCGUAUUGAGACGAAGAAGAAAGAAAUAUCUACCAACCCUGCGAUAAAGAAAUUCAAUGCUUUCAAACGUUAUAUUGAAAACUAUCGAAUGCACAUAUUCUGGAUGACAUUGUAUUUACUCGUUUUAUUGGGGAUAUUCAUUGAAAGGGCAUACUAUUACUCUGUUGAACGUGAGCAUGCUGGUUUACGUCGCAUUGCCGGAUAUGGUGUGACCGUUACACGUGGUGCUGCUAGUGCUCAGAUGUUUACGUACUCCACCUUACUGGUAACCAUGUGUCGAAAUACUAUUACAUUUUUACGGGACACAGUAUUGAAUCGUUAUAUUCCCUUUGAUUCGGCCAUCACUUUUCACAAAGUGGUCGCUAUGUUGGCUUUAUUCUUCACUUGUAAGUAUUCAAUUCAUGGACAUUAA